Messenger RNA from Chlorella variabilis, 966 nucleotides. RefSeq names its product expressed protein. The record is from RefSeq and is a predicted model, not a curated record. The transcript has 7 exons. Bases 1 to 966 code for a protein of 321 amino acids. Lineage: Eukaryota; Viridiplantae; Chlorophyta; Trebouxiophyceae; Chlorellales; Chlorellaceae.
AUGGCGCCGGCGGCGUCGGCAGCCCUGCUGCAGGUCUGCGGCUACGCCAAAGGCGGGACUGCUGCUGAUGACGAGGUGCCACCGGAGAAGCAGCAGAUGCAGCCGUUCAGUGUGUCCCUGAAGCAGCUGGAGGAGGUGGUGACCCAGGACCUGCUGCCGGCAGACGCGCUGGAGGCCAACCGCCGAGCACUGGCCACGCUCAAGCAGUUUGCGCGCAGCCUGGAGAGCCCGCACGGCUACCCCCCAGCCUACAUCAAGGUUGUGAUGUUCACCUUCAGGGACCCUUACGCGGAGGGCCAGCUGAGGAGGGUGCGGUGCCAGCUCAAGACCACGGGCGGCAACUGCGCGCAGCUGGUGCAGCAGAACAUAGGCCACCUGCUGCUGCGCCUGGGCCUGCCCCCUUACUUCUACUUCGACGGCGACCAGUUCAGGCCAAAGGCGCCACCCAAGCCGCACGUGGCGCCCAAGCCCCGCCCCGCUGCCGCAGCCCCCAAAGCAGCGCCGCCGGGCCCGGAGAAGGUGGAGGCGGUGCGGGCGCGAGCGGCGGCCGCCGGCUUCCCCAGCCAGACCAUCAGCGAGGAGCAGUUUCGGGACAUGCAGGCGCAGUCGGAGUCGGCACAGCAGGAAAAGGCCACUGCUGUGACAGAGCAGGCGGCGGCGAUGACGAAGAUCCGGCAGCUCGACCCGCUGCUGCAGGCGGUUGCGGCGGUGCCCUGGCUGGCAGCAUCAGAAGACCAGCAGAGCCGGGACAGGGUGCCGGUCAUCAGGUCCAGAGUGAUGGACGAGAUAGAGUCGUGGGGCUGGGAUGUGCGGGGCGCCGUGCGGCGAGUGUGGUCUGGCGAGCGGCACCUGGGCAGCUUGCUGGAUGGCAAGGAUGCGGGCACGCAGCUGGCCAUCAAGGCCAUCCACUUCUACUCGCUGCAGAACGACAAGAAAAUGGGGCGACAAACGUACUCGGCCAGCUAG